This is a messenger RNA of Hypoxylon trugodes, 1276 nucleotides long. RefSeq names its product cytochrome c-like domain-containing protein. Gene Ontology annotation, biological process: mitochondrial electron transport, ubiquinol to cytochrome c; mitochondrial electron transport, cytochrome c to oxygen. The record is from RefSeq and is a predicted model, not a curated record. Gene Ontology annotation, cellular component: mitochondrial intermembrane space. Bases 476 to 802 code for a protein of 108 amino acids. Gene Ontology annotation, molecular function: electron transfer activity; heme binding. The transcript has 4 exons. NCBI's taxonomy places the organism in Eukaryota, Fungi, Ascomycota, Sordariomycetes, Xylariales, Hypoxylaceae.
AGAUUCCUCCAGUUCCGCCCCAUCGGUUCCACUUAUUUUUCAUCGUUAAUGGGAGUUUCUUAGUUGGAUUGCGGACUGGGUCAAGGGAAGAAGGUACUUACCAGGUAAUAGUGGAAACUUUGAGGGAGUAAAAAAAUUAAUCACCGGCUUUCCCCGGAAGCGUAUUACUUCUAGUAAAUUCCUAUUGGUCGAGAAUUAGCGGUCACGCGCCACAAUGUGGCUCGCUUUUCCCUAGUAACCUGGCUUUAGCUCGUCCUGUUGCACUGCGCUGAGCUCAUCGCUUUUUAAAAAUUCCCAGGCUUGCGCCGAUUUUUUUUUCUUUUUACUCUUCCUCCUGUCUUCACAACCUAAAGAGCAAUUUUUACUUAGACGAAACAAACCUCUCGUUUCUACAUACUACGCCUUUCUCUCGCCUAUCUCCUACACAUUUAAUCUCUAAUAUCUUCUAUUCGUUUUCUUACUCCAUAACGACAAAAUGGGUUUCUCUGCUGGUGACUCCAAGAAGGGUGCCAACCUCUUCAAGACCCGAUGUGCCCAAUGCCACACCCUAAAGGAUGGUGAGGGUAACAAGGUCGGCCCUGCGCUACACGGUCUUUUCGGCCGAAAGACCGGUCAGGUUGAGGGUUUCUCCUACACAGACGCCAACAAGCAAAAGGGUAUCACCUGGGACGAGAGCACUCUGUUCGACUACCUAGAGAACCCCAAGAAGUAUAUCCCCGGAACCAAGAUGGCUUUCGGUGGUCUAAAGAAGGAGAAGGACCGAAACGACCUCAUUACCUUCUUGAAGGAGGCUACGGCAUAGACGAAGAUUACGAGAUAAAAGACAGACAUGUACCAAUACCAAUCGCAUAGACAGGAACCGGCCAGUUGUGUAUUCAUAGACUACUAGACCGAUUUGGCACCCUCGACGGUGCGAGCAUAUAUCCAUCUCCUCUUUUUUUCCAACACCAAAGAAGCAUCAUGCGUUGUUGUAACAGUUGGCUGGAAGUGUGUUAGGAGUUCAGGCUUCUUUCAAUAAAGGAGGCUUGGAUUGGAUUACAAAACUCUGCCAAUAAUUGAACAUAAAGUGAAUCGCAUUGUGCGUCUUCCAUAACGCUUUGAGUGAUACAUCUUUGAUUUUCGUAGAUUAUUUAUUUAUAACCUAUUCAUGACGUACUAUGGUUUGGAUUUGCAAGUAAUUUGUAUGGGGUAGAUGCGACGAAUUGGCCAAUGAGAACGAGUUGAAAUAAUACAGACUAGCCCUACUACUAGCCUCGGCUAGAAUCGACAAUCUCUG